AUGGAAAUAUUUGUGGAUGAAAUAAGUAACUUGCCAAGUAGUAACUCUUUUCAAUUAAAAUCCUCAUCACAGAGAUCAAAACUUAUUUGCUUUCCAUUCUUAGUUUCUCGUAUGACAAAUCGAGUUGCACUUCAUCUAUACCGUCGAACUAAACGUCGUUUUCUGAAAAAAAAUAAACAACACAGUCCAUUAACACCAAAUAUGGAUUCAUAUCGAUAUACACCGUCAGAUAAUGAAAUUCAAAAACUUCUUUAUUAUUAA
Rotaria socialis is the source of this 261-nucleotide messenger RNA. The record is from the annotation of a GenBank genome assembly. Lineage: Eukaryota; Metazoa; Rotifera; Eurotatoria; Philodinida; Philodinidae.